AUGAGUCAAGUUGACAAAACUUUACAAAUCAAAUUAAAUUGUAUUGAAGUGUUUAUCAGAUUUCGAAAGUGCCAAAUGUUCAUUCAUUCAUUAUGUUUAUUAUGUAAAAUAAUAAUCAUUUCAAUAACAGUAAUAAUUCCUGAAUGUUUUUGUCUUAUGGGAAGUCCUCCAACAAAUUUACCGGAAUGUUUGAACUCUGGAACAAGAACCACUAUUAAUGAACGUUACAGUUGUUCAUGUAUAGAUUCUUAUAUGAAUCGACAAUGUAAACUUCUGUCGAUUAAUGUUGCCAAUACUCCAAUAGAAAUGCCUUUCACUAGUUUUUAUAUUAAUACAACAAUUCAACAAACUGUACAUAUUGGUUUUCAAUUUAUCACUUCAGACAACAGUGGAAAUGGUACACUGUUUACACUUAGAAAUAUGAAUACUACAUUUUUUCUGAAUACACAGGUUAAUGGCGAAUGGAAUCUAGUCUUAUUGAUAGAUCGUUGUAAAUAUUCUGAGUUAGGACCGUGUAUGGUGAAUGAUACAAUAAUUUUAUCAGUGAAUACAAUACAAAUAGGAGGUUAUAUUCUAAUAGGUGAUGAAUCUGGUCCAUCUACAGAGAGAUUUAGAGGAUGUUUUGAUAAUGUUAUGGUGAAUAGAGAGUUGAUCGAUUUCUACCCGGUACUUUUAUCGCAAGGUUCUCGGCGUGGUUGUCCAGACUCUCAGAAAGGUUGUGUAAGAGGUAAUGUAAAAUUAUGUGGAAAGUAUGGGAAAUGUCGAAAUGCAAUAAGUUCCACCGAUAUACUGACUUGUCAAUGUGAAUUAGGUUAUCGACCUAAUAUAACAGGUGCACCGAAACCACAUAGAUGGCCAUGUGAAACUGUUUCUGAUGGCUGGUCUACAACCAAUGUAGUUUACAAUGCAUUAUUCACUGAUAAAGUUCCGAAUCGUUUACGAUUGAGCAUAAGAACAAGAACUCAAACAUUUAUGGUUUUUGCAGUUGGUGCGUGGAAACUUUCCAUAAGUGUUUCAAAUGGAAUACCUGAACUACGUUUUGAUAAUAUUGUAAUUACGUUAAGUUCACUAAACAUUUCGGAUGGAAAUUGGCAUGUCUUUGAAGUUACAUUUACAUCAAGAUUUUUAGAUUUUCAGGUCGAUGAACUAGAUAAAAUAUAUUAUGAUUCAAGAUAUUUUCCAGAGAAAUCAAUUUCAAGAGGUUCAGUUGAUAUAAUUAUUGCAAACGGAGCUAAAGACACAUGUCUGGAUGAUGCUUGGAUCGAUUUCCGUAAUAUAUGGCCUGAUUUUGAACAAGAUUAUCCAUUGGAAAUCAUUAGUAACCCAUCAUUUCAACGGUAUACAGACUGGGGUACAGUUGGCAGACAGUCAGGUUGUUCAAGUGGUCCUGGGUUUUGUAAUAGUUCAAAAAGUCUUUGUGAUAUUACCGCUUCUUGUAUAGAGGAAUGGAGAAGUUAUCGAUGCGAAUGCUUGAAUAACACAGUUAAAGAUGAUAAGGGUAAAUGUGUUCCAUCACAAUGUUAUCCAAACCCAUGUGUUAAUGGUGAAUGUCAUGUACUUAAUGGUGCUAGUAAUUUUACAUGUAUUUGUUAUGGAAUUUGGACUGGACCAUUAUGUAAUCAAGUUUCAAGCGUAAAUAUAGCUGGUCUAAGUUGGUGGUGGAUUCUACUUGUUGUUCUACUGCUGUUAGCGAUAUUGUUGGCAACAAUUUUUUUAAUUAUCUGUUGUCGCAAACGUCGUGCGAAGAAAAAAUCUAAUUUAAUUGAUUUUAACAAUGAACUGAGUGAUCAAAAGUUGGGUAUAGAUACUCAGAUGAAUGAUCCAUGGAGUACAGGUGAGAAAGAUUUCCAUGGACCGAUUGAUUAUUCAGUGUUAAAAGGAAAUAUUAAUUCUAACCCGUAUCAACUUACAACCAAUGAGUCCUAUCAGAGUAAUGGUUACUUACCAACAAGUAGAAAAUCAGACACAAAUGGAAGUAUAGAUAUACAAACAUUUCCUAGUGUUACUGCCCGAGCCUAUGGACAAAAAACUACAGAUAUACCACCAUGGGAGUCUUUUGAUCGUCAACCAAAUCCUGCAAUAAGAUUAGAUCAAGUAUUAGAAUAUGGAUAUGAAGGAUAUGAUGGUAGACCUCCACCAGAAUUCUGUCCAACUGAACCUGUUGUAUCAACAUCUUAUGAUGAUUAUAUUGGUGAUGAUGGAGAUCUUAAUAUAGAAAAUGUUCAACAAUCAAUAAAACAACCCAUAACCAAUGGAAAACUGAAUACUUUAAACAAAUAA
Molecule: messenger RNA, 2280 nt
Organism: Schistosoma mattheei
Lineage: Eukaryota; Metazoa; Platyhelminthes; Trematoda; Strigeidida; Schistosomatidae
Source: the annotation of a GenBank genome assembly